AUGAGUUCCCUCCGUUUCCUCGAUCUGGUCAAGCCGUUCGUGCCGUUCCUCCCAGAGGUUCAGCAGCCGGAGACCAAGAUCCCCUUCAACCAGAAGCUGAUGUGGACCGCCCUCACGCUCCUCAUCUUCCUGGUCAUGAGCCAGAUGCCCCUUUACGGCAUCGUGUCCUCCGACAACUCGGACCCUCUAUACUGGCUGCGAAUGGUCAUUGCGAGUAACCGUGGAACCCUGAUGGAACUGGGUAUCACCCCCAUCAUCUCCUCGGGCAUGGUCUUCCAGCUCCUCGCCGGUACCCACAUGAUCGAUGUCAACCUCGACCUCAAGUCGGACCGCGAGCUCUACCAGACCGCCCAGAAGCUCCUUGCCUUCAUCCUGUCCGCCGGUACCGCCACCGUCUACGUCUUCAGCGGUCUCUACGGUCCUCCUUCCGACCUCGGUGCCGGUAUCGUCUUCCUCCUGAUCCUCCAGCUGGUCGUCGCCGGUAUGAUUGUCAUUCUCCUCGAUGAGCUCCUCCAGAAGGGUUAUGGUCUUGGCAGCGGUAUCUCGCUGUUCAUUGCCACCAACAUCUGCGAGUCCAUCAUGUGGAAGGCUUUCUCUCCCACCACCAUCAACACUGGCCGUGGUCCCGAGUUUGAGGGUGCCGUUAUUGCCCUCUUCCACCUCCUCAUGACCUGGCCCAACAAGCAGCGCGCUCUCCAGGAGGCUUUCUACCGCCAGAACCUCCCCAACAUCAUGAACCUCCUGGCCACCCUUGCCGUCUUCGCCGCUGUCAUCUACCUCCAGGGCUUCCGCGUCGAGAUCCCCGUCAAGUCCUCCCGCCAGCGUGGUGCUCGUGGCUCGUACCCCGUCCGCCUGUUCUACACCUCCAACAUGCCCAUCAUGCUGCAGUCCGCUCUUUCUUCCAACAUCUUCCUUAUCAGCCAGAUGCUCUACUCCCGUUUCUCUGAGAACCUCCUUGUCCGUCUCUUCGGUGUCUGGGAGGCCAAGGACGGUUCCUCGCAGCUCCACGCCGUUUCCGGUCUUGUCUACUACAUGUCUCCCCCUCAGAACCUGAAGGAGGCUCUCCUCGACCCCAUCCACAUGAGCGCCUACAUUGUCUACAUGCUCGGUGCCUGCGCCCUCUUCUCCAAGACCUGGAUUGAGGUUUCCGGCUCCAGCCCCCGCGACGUUGCCAAGCAGCUCAAGGACCAGGGUCUUGUCAUGGCUGGUCACCGUGACCAGAGCAUGUACAAGGAGCUGAAGCGCAUCAUUCCCACUGCCGCUGCCUUUGGCGGUGCCUGCAUUGGUGCGCUCUCGGUCUCCAGCGACCUCAUGGGCGCCCUGGGCUCCGGUACCGGUACUCUCCUUGCUGUCACUAUCAUCUACGGUUACUUCGAAAUCGCCGCCAAGGAGGGAGAUCUUUCCGGCAUGAAGGGCAUGAUUAUGGGCUAA
Molecule: messenger RNA, 1431 nt
Organism: Fusarium falciforme
Lineage: Eukaryota; Fungi; Ascomycota; Sordariomycetes; Hypocreales; Nectriaceae
Exons: 3
Coding region: 1-1431 (476 amino acids)
Biological process (GO): post-translational protein targeting to membrane, translocation; SRP-dependent cotranslational protein targeting to membrane, translocation
Cellular component (GO): Sec61 translocon complex; membrane
Molecular function (GO): ribosome binding; transmembrane protein transporter activity; signal sequence receptor activity
Source: RefSeq, a predicted model, not a curated record